Messenger RNA from Xyrichtys novacula (pearly razorfish), 3482 nucleotides. The record is from the annotation of a GenBank genome assembly. NCBI's taxonomy places the organism in Eukaryota, Metazoa, Chordata, Actinopteri, Labriformes, Labridae.
UUUGAGGGGAACAUUUUUCCCGCCUGGUAGACAGAAACACAUCCGCUGAACUUCACUUCUCAGGGUACUUCCAGGAGAUAAACAACAUAACUACAUACUUACUAUACAAGACAAAGAAGAAACAAUCACUUUAUGUACUGACUACAGACUGCAGUACCACAGCUUAGAUGAUACAGGCCAAAUACAGGGUAAUUCAUUUACUUGUGAAAACACAUCUGAUUUGGAGUUUGAGCUCAUGUGUGAGGUCUCUUUGGAUCAACCAUCAAACCAUCAGACUGUGGUAUAGAAGGCUACUAUAGCAACUCUCGAUCAUGGGUGAGUAAACAUCAAUAUCCUGUGAGAGCACUUUGCUGCAAAUUGAUAAAAAUAUUCAUCUUAUGGUGUUUUCUGCUUGAUUUCAUAUUUAGGAACUGUCCCACUUCAGCGUGUGUGUGUAAUAUUUGUAUUAUUUAGUGGAUUUCUGAUAUCAUUCACGCCAUCCUGCAAUGGAGGGAACAUUUUGGUGUUCCCUGUGGAUGGGAGUCAUUGGAUCAAUAUGAAGAUCCUGUUGGAGGAGCUCCAUGCCAGGGGACACAACCUGACCGUGAUGAGAGCCUCCAACAGCUGGUACAUUGAUGAAAAGUCUCCACUCUAUACAUCCAUUAACUUCCAUGUGGAUGUGGGUAUGGAGGACUUUUUUGAUGUGUUCGCAAAGGAAAAUAUCAGGGUAAGUCCGUUUGAAUACUUUGCAUUUAUUUACCAACUAAACCUGAUUUUACACCACUAUUCUAACUUUUAAUUCCAGAUACAGAGAGAGGGCGCUUCAUCACUCACGGUCUUUCUUCUCAUCAGGGAUUUUCUCUCAAGGAUUUCAACAAUUCAUGCAUUGUGGGUUGAUGCUGUUGCUCGAAUCUUUGAUGAUGAGAAGAUGGUCAAAAACUUACUGGAUGCCAAAUAUGAUCUAGUUCUCACAGACCCAGCCAUUGCAUCAGGAGUUGUGCUAGCUAAGUAUCUCAAGCUGCCCAUGGUGCUAAAUGUUCGCUGGAUCCCUGCAGGCGAAGGUCACUAUGUGACUGCCCCAACACCCCUCUCUUAUGUCCCAUCGCCAGGAUCCGGCCUCACUGACAAAAUGGACUUCAUCCAGAGGAUUAAAAACAUUUUCUUCUACAGUGUUAACAUGUACCAGAUACAUAAGGUUUGGCCAACAUAUAAUGACCUCUGUGGAAGAUACAUUGAAGGUGGAUGCAGCUUGAUGUCACUUCUUCAGGAAGCAGACAUUUGGCUGUACAGGUCAGAUUUUGUAUUUGACUUUCCACGACCAACAAUGCCAAAUGUGGUCUACAUAGGAGGCUUCCAGUGCAAACCAGCACAGCCUCUGCCAGCAGACCUGGAGAAGUUUGUUCAAAGUGCCGGAGAGCACGGAGUGAUCAUCAUGACUCUAGGAACUUUGGUUAAUGCUCUCCCUGAAGACCUUGCUGAAGAAUUUGCCAGUGUGUUUGCCAAGAUGCCACAGAAGGUAAGACUUGAUUAGUGAUUCAUUACAAAGACAGAAGAUGAAUAAAAAUACUAAAAUAUGCAAUUCAAAAUCAUAUAUUGAUCAAGUUGUCCCUCCAUUUGAGUUACCUGACUGAUUUGAAAGUCAGACCAAAAUACCCCUUGAUCAUUUGUUUGCAGUGUGCAGAGCUCAUGUGAGUUGAUCACAGUUUGUAAAGCUCCUUUGCCAAGUUAAAUAAAUUUCUGGCGUGAACUCACAGCACACUCUGACACAGUAAAAACAGGGUCAUAUGCCAAUUCCUGAAUCCAGGAUGAUUGCAUCUGCGCAAACUGGUGUGUUUACAUGACGGAAAGUCAUGAAAAGCAUGUUUGAGUGUCAUCAAUGGUGUUCAUGCUCUAUUGUUGAAAAUGUGUUAUAAAGUUGUAUGUCAGACACCCUACUUUCUUCUUUUAUUGAAUAACCUGCAGUUAGACUGUCAGCUCAUAAUUUUUCAUUCCAUUUUUUUGGUCAGGUGAUAUGGAGGCACAAAGGGAAGCGACCCUCUUCUUUGGGCAACAACACCCUGAUAGUGGAUUGGAUGCCGCAGAAGGACCUCCUUGGCCACCCACAGACCAAAGUCUUUGUAGCACAUGGAGGCACCAAUGGAGUCCAGGAGGCCAUUUACCACGGUGUCCCUGUACUUGGCAUACCGCUGUUCUUUGACCAGUUUGACAACCUGUUGCGCCUGAAGGACAGAGGAGCAGCAAAGGUUCUGGAGUUGGCUUACACCAACAGCCGCAGUUUUGAGCAAGCCCUCAAUGAAGUGCUUCAUCAAGACAGCUACAGACAGAACAUUCAGAGGUUGUCACGUUUGCACCGAGACCAGCCAAUGGCACCCAUGGAUCAGGCCGUAUUCUGGGUAGAAUACGUGAUACGCCAUAAAGGGGCUCCACAUCUUCGUACAGAGGCCUAUAAGAUGCCCUGGUAUUCCUACUACUUAUUAGAUGUACUGCUUUUCAUGAUGACUGUGGUGACUGUGCUGCUGUACUCUAUGUUUGCACUUUUUAGGUUCCUUUGCUGCAGACAUAGAAGAAAGACUAAAUCCAAGUUACACUGAUUGGGGGUAAAUGUAUCAAGAAAUAUGCAACACUAGCCAUAUGUUUAUAUUUCUUCUGUCCUAUUAAAAUCAUUCCAAUUCGACAUUAGAGCUUCACUCUUUAUGUGGUUGCUUAAGCAAUUAGUCCAAAUGAGCUGUGCAUGUGCAUUUAGCUAGGAUCAAAUCAUCAAGACCAGUGCAGUGUUGCUCAACCAGUGUUUUCUGCUAUUUAUAGCAGAAGAAGAACGAGCUGUUCCUUCACAAACAACCCUGUCGCCGCACAACACCAAAUACUCCACCUCCGCUUGUCCUUCUUCCUCUCUCAUGUGUCUGUGCCUUUGGAUGUCUGUAUUUUAUUCAAUUUUAACUUUGCUUGUCUAAAAUGGACUUACACCAAAGGUUGUAUGCGGUGAGUAUAUACAGAAGGGGUGUGCAGAAAGAUCUUGACAUAUCUUAUGUAGACCAGACAAGCACACUAAGACAUUUUUUUUCUUUGACCUAAUUUUGAAUGAUAUGAUCAGAUCAAGCAUUUUCAUGGACAUUGAUCCAACCACAACAACAUUCAGUAUCCCCCUGGCUUGCAAUGAUGGAUCUUUUUAAUGACCAUUCCAUAUUAACUGAGUUGUUGGGACCAACCAGGCUAUUAUAUUGAAUAUUAGUGCACAUGUAACAAGUUCUCUACAUUCCUUUUUUUUCUCUUUAGAUCAGAAACUGGUUUCCUAAGCUAUUUCAUUUAUUGUAUUUUACUUUAUUGUGUAGUCAAAUAGCCUUGAAAUGAUUUGGUGAUGAUAAAAAUCAAGCAAAAGUCGUAAACUGUUUUGUUUUAAAGACUUUAGCUUUAUAGUACCGGGAUAUGGUAAUAUAGUCUGAUAUAUAUCUGGUGCUAAACAUGACUCUGUAACUUUCUUGCAAUAAAACCAAACUUUUAAACUA